This is a messenger RNA of Mustela lutreola (European mink), 2185 nucleotides long. RefSeq names its product serine protease 56 (gene PRSS56). Lineage: Eukaryota; Metazoa; Chordata; Mammalia; Carnivora; Mustelidae. Gene Ontology annotation, molecular function: serine-type endopeptidase activity. The record is from RefSeq and is a predicted model, not a curated record. The coding region runs from base 1 to 2109 and encodes 702 amino acids. Gene Ontology annotation, biological process: proteolysis. The transcript has 12 exons.
AUGCUGCUGCUUGUGCUGCUGCUGCUGCUGCCCCUCUCAGACCCAUGGGCUGUCCAUGGGCACCCACUCUACAUGCACCUGCCCCCCAGCAUCCUGCAAGCUCUGUCAGCCCAUGGCACGAGAGCACUGCAGGCCGCCCAGAGGAGCGCCCAGUGGACAGUUAAUCGAGUGGCGAUGGAGAUUCGACACAGACUGCAUGAGUGCAGUGGCUGUGCCAACCAUACCAUCCCGUGCCCGGGGCCUUGUGGCGAGAGGCGCCCAAGCUCUGUCAACGUGACACGGGCCCACGGCCGCAUUGUUGGGGGCAGCGCUGCUCCGCCCGGAGCCUGGCCCUGGCUGGUGAGGCUGCAGCUCGGAGGGCAGCCUCUGUGUGGCGGCGUCCUGGUGGCGGCGUCCUGGGUGCUCACCGCGGCGCACUGCUUCGCGGGUGCGCGGUGUGACUCUUUUGGGGUCGUCUGGCGGGCGACACACGCGAGGGCCGGUCUCUGCUGCCCCCUGGCGGCGGUCACCGCCUUGCCCUGCUCCCGGCCUCAAGGCGCCCUCGCCGCCCAGCCUGGGUGCGGAUUAUCUGGGAACACCCGGCUGGGCGAGGCUCCUGAACUUACUGGAGGGGCCCGCCUCUCCCCCGCCCACCUUCCCUGCCCCGCGAGAAGAGCGGAGACAGAGAGAGCCCUGCAUGUGGGCCUGCUGAGUGGUGCCCGUGGGCGGAGGGCAGGGUCUCAGGGGACUCGCCGCUUGUCCCGCAGUGCCCAGAACGAGCUUCUGUGGACAGUGACGCUAGCCGAGGGGCCCCAGGGGGAGCAAGCAGAGGAGGUGCCGGUGAACCGCAUCUUGCCGCACCCCCAGUUUGACCCGCGGACCUUCCACAACGACCUGGCCCUGGUGCAGCUGUGGACGCCCGUGAGCCCGGUUGGGGCGUGGCGCCCUGUGUGCCUGCCCCGGGGGCCCCGGGAACCCCCAGCCGGCACCGCUUGCGCCAUCGCGGGCUGGGGGGCCCUCUUCGAAGAUGGGCCUGAGGCGGAGGCGGUGAGAGAGGCAAGAGUGCCCCUGCUCAGCACUGACACCUGCAAAAGGGCCCUGGGGCCCGAGCUGCACCCCAGCAGCAUGCUAUGUGCUGGCUACCUGGCCGGGGGCGUGGACUCCUGCCAGGGUGACUCUGGAGGCCCCCUGACCUGUUCUGAGCCUGGGCCCCGCCCCAGGGAGGUCCUGUAUGGAGUCACCUCCUGGGGGGAUGGAUGCGGAGAGCCAGGGAAGCCUGGGGUCUACACUCGUGUGGCCGUGUUCAAAGACUGGCUCCAGGAACAGAUGAGUGCAAACCCCUCCAGCCGGGAGCCCAGUUGCAGGGAGCUGCUGGCCUGGGAGCCCCCCGGGGAGCCGCCGGCAAACGCCGCCCCGCCCUGCGCCUUCUACGCCCGCCUGUGCCCUGGGCCCGCGGCCGCCUGCGCGCGUCUGGCGCACCAGCAGUGCCUGCAGCGCCGAAGGCGAUGCGAGCUGCGCUCGCUGGCGCACACCCUGCUGGGCCUGCUGCGGGGCGCUCAGGAACUGCUUGGCCCGAACCCAGGGAUGCGGCGCCUGGCCCCCACCCUGGCUCGCCCCGCUCUGUCGCUCCCGGAGCCUCCCAGACACCCCGCCCGCGAGCAGCGGCUGCACCCAGGAUCGAGGGCUGCGGGCGCUCGGUUCUCGAAGCGGAGGCCAGAGCAGCGCGUGGAAGCGAACGGUUGCCCUGGGCUAGAGAGUCUGCAACAGAAGUUGACCACCCUUCAAGGCACCCAUGCCUGGAUCCUGCAGGUCCCAGCAGAGCACUUGGCCAUGGACUUCCACGAGGUCCUGGCCGAUCUGGGCUCCAAGACGCUGACCGGCCUCUUCCGAGCCUGGGUGCGGGCAGGCUUGGGGGGCCAACACGUGGUCUUCGGGGGCCUGGUAGGCCUGGAGCCGGCCACGAUGGCUCGCAGCCUCCCCCGCUUGCUGGUGCAGGCCCUGCAGGCCUUCCGUUUGGCCGCACUGGCAGAGGCAGAGGGGGCCCGGAUGGGUUCAAGGCAGAGCCAGGGGCUGGGGAGGAAGGGGCACCCCCCACUCAGUCCUCAGAUUUCCCCAGCCAGGGGGCCAUGAACCAUGUCUGGGCCCCCAACCCCUGGUUAAGACCUACCCCUCCAAGGGGCUCCUGUGAUAACAAUAUGUCCCAGCC